CUGUAUUGUGUUUUUUGAGGGGAGUGUCCACUCAUCUCCACUUCUACUUAAGUGAGCCGCAGACAGAUCCUUUCUCACAUCGUAUCAGAGGACUGUAUUAAGUAGCGUCUUGGAAAAUGACGCAGCCAAGAAGUGUUGUGGUUUUAUUCUUAUUCUGCACCUGGGUUGCUUUUGCCCAAACAGGCAGUGUUUUCCAAAUCUAUCAUGAGAACGAGGGAAAAUGUCUAGCGGUGAUGAACGACGGCAAGUUGCAGCUGUCUAACUGCAACCGAAACUCUAUGUACCAGAAAUUCCUCUGGGGGUCACAGCACCGCAUAUACAGCGUCAACGUGCAACGGUGUCUGGUCGUGAAUGAUAAUGUCAACUGGGCGACUGUAGCGCUGAAAGUGUGCAACGAAAACGAGGAGUUACAGAAAUGGGAAUGUAAGGAUGACACCUUCGUGGACCUGAAAGAUAAACGCUUACACCUGCACUACAAAACCUCCGUCCCAGACAACCUGCGUGUCUGCAAUGACUCGGAAUGCACAAGUAAAUGGAGAAUUUAUGGGACUACGGAGAACAUCUGCUCACAACCGCAAGAAGAUCCGUUUACCAUUUUUGGGAAUUCUGAGGGGAAGCCUUGCAUGUUCCCCUUCAAAUAUGAGAACAGGUGGUACACAGAGUGCACGACAAACGGCAAGGCCAGCGACGAGCAGUGGUGCGCUACGGUCACUGACUAUGACAGUGAUCAGAAGUGGGGGUUGUGCCCAUCGAAAUCUACCAAGCUCUGGGUCCAAAACUCAGUAACUCAGGAUUGGUACCUGAUCAAUCCUAGUGCUCAGCUGAAAUGGCAUCAAGCCAGGAUGAGCUGCAGACAGAUGGGGGCAGACCUACUGAGUAUCCUCGAGCCUCAUGAGCAGAACUUAAUCUCAGGACUGACCCAAAGCCAGAGUUCUGCCGCCCUUCUUUGGAUCGGCCUAAACAGCCUGUCGUCUGGAAAUGGCUGGCAGUGGGUUGAUGGGAGACCUUUUCGGUACUUAAACUGGGGUCCUGGGUACCCAUCUUCUACUCCUGGGCAUAACUGCGGCAUCAUGAACACGGCGAGAGCAUCCUUCUGGGAGACCAGCUUCUGCUCGCAGGUCAUGGGGUAUAUCUGCCACAGAUCAGGCUCCAGGGGAACUCCCACCGUUCAUCCAGCAGACGGGAACUCCUACAGAUGCCCCAAGCCAUGGCUAACAUAUCGGGACCAGUGCUUUGACCUACGGCGCUUGAAGAAGGUGUGGAAGGAGGCUUUGGCAGAGUGCCGCAGAGACGGAGGCGACCUCGCCAGCAUCCACGACAUUGCAGAGCAAGACUUCAUCAUUUCACAGCUCGGAUACCUUCCGACAGACAAACUGUGGAUUGGCUUAAACGACCAGAAGAUCCAACAGCUGUUCGAGUGGAGCGACGGCUCCGCGGUUACAUUCACCAAGUGGGAGCUGGGUGAGCCGUCCCACUUCUCCGUCCUAAAGGAGGACUGUGUGCUGAUGAGAGGGGAGGAAGGGAAGUGGGCAGACGACAACUGCGAGAAUGAUUUUGGGUUCAUCUGUAAGAAAAAGGCUGAAGUUGUCCCUGGGGGGUUGGUAACCACAGCUCCAGGCUGUACCGAGGGCUGGACCAGACAUGGGUCAUUCUGCUACCAGAUAGGUUCAGAAGAAAAAACCUUUGAAGAUGCGAACCAGGAUUGUUUGAGGAAGGAUUCUCAUUUGAUUAAUGUUGCGAACAGGUUCGAGAAUGCUUUCCUCACUAGCUUGGUGGGAAUGAGACCUGAGAGGUAUUUCUGGAUUGGACUGUCUAACAAGGAGCAGAAAGAAACUUUUGUAUGGACCAACUCCGCAAACGUCAGGUUCACGCACUUUGGGCCAGGAAUGCCAGGUCAGCAGCAGGGUUGUGUUGCCAUGACGACCGGUACCGCCGCUGGCCUAUGGGAUGUGUUGAGUUGUACCAGGGGGGAAAAAUAUAUCUGUAAGACUUUGGCUCAAGGGGUGGAGCCAACGACUGCCCCGCUCACCACAGUGCCGGCCAGAUGCGCUGAUGGCUGGACACCUUUGGGGGCGAGGGAUUUCUGUUAUAAGGUUUACGAAAGAUUAUGGGAUGGUAAGAAGACGUGGUUUGAGGCUCAGGAAUACUGCAGAGCCAUCGGGGGUGACCUUGUCAGCAUUCAUAGUGAACUGGAUCUUUCACAACAGAGUCAUUCAGACUAUGAUGACACGGAUGAUUAUUUCCGCCUUUCAAGACCCUGGUCAUGGCGCCACACAGCUUGGAUCGGUUUCAGCGCUCUUGAUCCUACUUCCGGAUUUGUGUGGAGCGACGGAUCCGCAUCCGCCUUUGAAAACUGGGACACCGAAGAGCCCAACAACUACAACGGAGUAGAGCUUUGUGGGGAAAUCUAUUCGUACAAUUUAAAGUGGAACGACCGCCACUGUGAGAGCCUCAGCAGUUGGAUCUGCCAGAUUCACAAAGGUGUGACCCCAAAUCCUGCGCCAACUGACAGCCCACCAGCAUACAACAAGACAGAGGACGGCUGGAUCAUUUAUAAUGGCUCAGAGUACUACAUUAACCACAACCUUCAUUCGAUGGAAGAAGCCAGAGAAUACUGCCGGAAGCGGAGUGGUGAUCUCGUCGUCAUAAAUGGCGAAAGUGAGAGGGUCUUCCUCUGGAAAACGAUCGUCCAGACAGAAAGAGCUUUUUGGAGAUCCAGUGAAUAUUACAUUGGCCUGACCAUUGACCUUGACCAGUCCAUUCAGUGGAUGGAUGGAUCACCCACGGUGUUCUUGGCCUGGGACAAAAACGAGCCUGGGUUUGCCAAUUACGAUGAAAACUGUGUGGUCAUGACUUCUGGGAUGGGGUUCUGGAUGAACACUAACUGUGGCAGGCCCACGCCUUCUGUGUGUAAGCGAGCCAGUGGGUCCCCCCCCAACGCCACUCUGGCCCCCCCCAUGAGCAAGGGAGGCUGCAUGCCUGGAUGGACCCACUUCGAUGGAAAAUGCUACAGGUUCUUCGGGAAGAACUCAGAUGAGCAGAAGUCGUGGCAAGACGCCCGGAACCACUGCAUCGUAAAGGAAUCCAGGUUGGCUUCCAUCCUUAGUGAAGAAGAACAAGCAUUUCUGGUCAGCGAGUUGAUCGACACGCCCGUGGACAUGUGGAUCGGCCUGAACUCGCAGAACAGAGACUCUCGUUUCCUGUGGAGCGAUGGGAAACGUGUCCAGUACCUGAACUGGGCCCAGGGACAUCCCUAUAAUCUUCCAUGGAUGUUCCACCAUGGAGAAGUUAUAGAGAAUGAAGACUCCAAAUGCACACUAUUGUCCAGACAUCUGGAAAACACGGUGGGGAAAUGGAAAACAGCUUCGUGUUUGCAGAUCCACGGCUUCAUCUGCAAGAAGGACUCUGGUAUGCUCUCUCUGGGACAGACGAGAAAACAUGGAGGGAUUAGGCUUCACUUUCUCUGGACUGGCUGUCUGGUCUUCAGAUUUGACUCUCUGGUGCAUCUUUCACUGACACACUUUCACAUCUGCCAUUAAACUCCCUCUUUCACUCUGCCAAGUGCUAAGUACCAUAAAAGCAGCAUCAG
Molecule: messenger RNA, 3589 nt
Organism: Paramormyrops kingsleyae
Lineage: Eukaryota; Metazoa; Chordata; Actinopteri; Osteoglossiformes; Mormyridae
Source: RefSeq, a predicted model, not a curated record